CGAUCGAGAGAUAGAGACCAAAGGCGAGAUCGUCGACGAAGGUCAAGAUCACGGUCAAGAAGCCCUAGAGAUCGCCGAAGUUAUGGUGGUGGUGGAAGAGACAGAUAUAAUCGAGGAAGGUAAGACUUGUAGAUACAGUUUUGUAGAUACAGUUUUAUCCCUAGAUCUUCUUUAUUUAUUCAAGCUUUUGCUUUCCUUGUACCCUCGUAGCAGGAUUGAAACAACCCUUACUGUUCAUGAAAGGCAUUAUCUUGAGCAUUUUAUUUUUACUUCAUUUAGAUCACCCUCUCCUCCAAGAAGAAGAAAGAAGAGGUACAGGAAUUUUAUUUCAUGACAUUAAUAAUAACUUCUUUUACUUUUUACUUUUAUACCUUUUGUGAGAAUGUACGGUGUACAUUGACAUUGUACCUGCAGGGUUGUCAAAAGUAGUUGGCUGCCAGUAAACUGCCCACUUGGUUAGUACUGAUGAUGUUUUUUUAAAUAAAAUAUCCCUUGACUGGCCGCUUGCUUUGACAACUCAGUGGUCGACUUUAAAACUUUGUGACAACCCUGACCUGUAAAUUGUUGAUGCGUGUACUGUUUUGAAGUGCUGUUUCAGUGUACAAUGUAAAUCAGUGAUUUACAAUUUCCUUUUUCUUUGUUUAUUUUCCAGAGAAAGCUUGUGGGACAGACCUCCAAUUGGAUAUGAACAUAUGACACCAGCACAGUAUAAAGCCAUGAGAGGUGUGUUAGUUGCAUUGUGCAAUCUCUCAUUUCUAGUCUGGAAUAUAAUUUUACCUGUCAGGUCUGUCAUUUAGUUUUAAAACAGCCGUAGGAAAUGAAGAUUCACCUGUAACAUCUCGGAAAAAGUUUACAGUCUCGCCUUUAGCUUUCCACUGAUGAUCACCUGUAACAUCCAGCUAGCUUUAGCUAUAACAGAUGUCAUGGUUAGGGCCCUUAAUGACAGCUCUGUCUGUCUAAUACAUGUCAGGUAUUUCAAUAAUAGUUGAAGUAGCCAAAAGGUUUGAAUCAGAGUACCCGACUGUAUCAACAAGGGGCUGUUAAUCCAGUGCCUCUAGGGAAGUCUGAGGGCAUGCUCCCUCAGAAAAGUUUGAAAUUUUAAAGCCCUAAAAUGCCAUUUCCAGUGUUCAGGGGACUAAAUUGAGUACAAAAGAGUGUGCUUUUCAUUCAGGUCAAAUGCACAUUUGAACGAGAACAAAUUCUGUGUAAACCUCUAAAACAUUUGCAUAACAAAAGCAUAACUCAAAACCAGUGGGCCUUUACGUUUUCUUUCAGAUUUUAUGAUAUGCUUUCUGUUUACAACAUUGUAAGAACUACAUGUAGCUGCCUCUUCUUUCAGGGAGAAAAGUAGCCGACUUCUCUUAGCAAAAUAACUGACGCGUUUCGUCGGUCAUCGGUGCUUAUUGAAACCCCUGACAUGUACAUGAAGUAUUGCCUUUCCACAAAUAGUUGUUGUCUAGUGAAACUCUUAAACUGUUAAUAAAUUAUUUAAAAUCACCAAUUACAAACAGUCACGCUGUACAGUUAAUUAUAUUAAUUUUUUUCAAUUAAUGAGUUACAUUUGCAUUGUACAGGUUUAUUGCUUGGAAUGUGUUGGAUUGUGAUAGGUGUUUGUUAUUAAUAUUAUUAGUUAUACAUGUGCACGUCUGUGUUUCUUUUUAUUAUAAAUAGCGGCAGGGCAGAUUCCAGUCAAUGCAGGUGGUCCAGUACCUGGUGGAACUGUUAGUAGUUUGCCACAAGGAAGUCAGAUGACAAGACAGGCUCGAAGAUUGUAUGUUGGAAACAUACCAUUUGGAAUAACUGAGGUGGGUUAUUUUUUUAUUCAAUGUUAUUUUUGAUGCCUUCAGUUCUUGAUUCCCAGUUCUGUAACAGUGCUCUACACUUGUGCCAUGAAAAGAGAUUAUAAACUGGGUUACAUGUACAUGUGCAGACUGUGUGUGCACAGGGUAUUUAAGAAUCAACUUCAUUUCAUGAUUCUGAAACACAUGUAUAUAUAUGUUGAGGUUUAAUAGCAUGUUCCACUUUAACUAAAAAUAGAUUUUGUAACUGUAGACCACCCCCAACCCCCCUGCUUGACUCAGACACUCUGUGCAUUCUACUCAAAGGCUUUGUAUGAGCAAGAUGCAUUUCCCACAAGAAUAUUAUUCAUAAAAUUCACAAUUAAUGUUUUUAAAAGGCAUUUGACCUUUAUUGUAUCAUAUAAAAGGCAUUACUCUAAGCAAAAACCUGGUCCAAGUACAUGUAGUACACAGAGAUUUUGUUACAAAUAGUUAUGGUGAGUCCUGUCACUUAUCUUGUGAAAAAUCAUGAGUCCCAGUCCAGAACCAUUAAGUCCCAGUUCAAAAAACAAUGACUUCUAAACUGAAAAUGCUUGGGUAUAAUCUAACCAGGCAGUUACUGAAUCUGAAGACAGACUCCAAAACUCUUUCUCACAGUUUACUGAAUUAACCCAUUCGCUCCUGGAGAUUUUGCCGAAAAACGCGUUUUGAAGCUAGUCGAGUGGUUUUCUGGUCACUGUCGUGCUAUAAAGGGCUAAAACUUACCACAAACCGGUUUACAGGUGGGCAAUGGAACAAGAUUUUCAUGGAGAUUUUCAGGUCAAUGUCACAUGGUUUUUUGCUUCUUUCUCCGGUGUCCUUGACUGAAUUGUGCUCAUUCUGGUAUGGUUUGAAAGAUCUCUUCACUCUACACAAGUACUUAAAUACCAAGAACGAAAAACUCUACCCAUACCGAGAUUUUUGGAUAAAAAGUUGGCUUUUCUGUGAAUCCUUCUGACAAUGAACUAAAAUAAAAUAUGAAAUAGCAUUAGCCAGACAAACGCUUGCUUGGUUUGUUAUAUGCGUGUUCAUUUUAAGUGCUUUAUAUGUUGUAAAAAAGGAAGGAAGAAAUGGUUACCCCUUAUAUGUGUUUGGGGAGCAAGAGUGGCGAAGUAUUAAGAGCACUACCUUCCGCCAGUGUGGCCUGGCUUCGAGUCCCGGUGUCAAUGCUUUAUGUGCGGGAUUGCUGUUUGUUAACAUGCGUUUCCCAAGACUCCCAAAAAUAUUUCGGCCCUACCAAAAACAUUCUAUUGGAGCGCAAAAUUUAUUAGCAGAAAUGCGAUUUUGAUUUCUUUCAUAUAAAUGGAAAAAUUGCAAAACUUUAAAAGAUGCUAACUGAAUGUUGGCUUUCUUUGCACAAACCUCGCAAUGAUCGUUUAAAUAAAAUGAUAGCCUGUUUCGGGCGUUCAGAUAGUGGGGAGCGGUGCGAAGUAAAAAUGAUCGCUUUCUUUACUUCGCACCGCUCUCCACUAUGUGAACGCUUGGAACAGGCUAAUAAAAUUAACGAGGAAAAAUAAAUGUCAAAAAUGUAAUUUUCUGGGCCAAAAAACUCUUCAGGAGUUUUAGGAAAUGCUCGUCUGCUCCGAGUAGUUUUUCCCUGGCGGGUUCAUCCGGUCUCUCCCUUUCUCACCACGACAAACAGCUAGUUCACUCUCGCCUUGCGGAGACCCCGCUAUAACGUACACCCCGAUAAUACGGACAGCAGCUCAGCAAAUCCAAGGCAAAAAUAAAUUGCAGAUGUUUGACUGAAAUAAACUCCCGGCUAAUUACGAACUCUCGCUAAUGUGGAUCAUAGGGAACUUACGCCGAACAACGACGGCGACAGCUACGAAACCGUCGCACUGCCUCAAACUUUUUCUUGCUUAUUCCACUCUCGUUUAAUUCCUCAAAUGUUGGCAAUUUUUUUUGUAGUUGAAUUCCAAAGGACUGUAUAAAAGUUCAGGAAAAGAAAAAAAAAAUGUUUUGUAUUGUGCUCACUUCCUCGACCGAAAACGUGAAAGCACUUUCACGUUGUAGUCGUGCAAUGACGGCAAAGAAAUGUGAUGCACGUGUAAAGUUGUUAUUUUGCUAAUCUAAACGUAUUCCUUUUUUCCCGCCCUCGUUGCCGUCUCUGUCGUCGUUACUUAAGCUCCCUACUAACUCAAGGUUCCUGGCUACAGUGUCUGUUACAAAGGGAGUUGACUGCACUCAAUUUCAAUGAAUAGUGCCCUCAGUUAGUUGGGGACGCUUAUUGGACCGCAAGUUCAUCAGUUUCUAGAAGUGUCAAGUGUCAUCCCCUCUCAGCCCUCUAAAAUGGACUUUAGGCUAAUUUUCAGUUUAAGUUUCAAUAAAGGGAUCGGUUUUUAAUCCCGGAUCCCGAAAUACACGUACAAAAAAAAAAAAAUGUCUUUAUCAACCGAUUUGAUGAAAACUACCCUGCGAGCAGAGGCCCUUCGAUCUUCCUAGGAAGAUCGAAGGGCCUCUGCUCGCAGGGUAGAUGAAAACAAGUUACCGCCUGUAAAUUGACUUCAUCGGUCACUGAACUCACUCUAAUUCAAAUCUGUGCAUAAAGAACGUCAGAGAAAACUUCCAUUACCGGACGCUUGAUAAGUGUAAAGGGCAGUGGCAUCCAACGAAUUUUUCUGUAAAAUAUUAUUGGGAGAAAAUAUUGCCCAGAAAUUCUUAUCUUAAGAAAUGCUAAAAAUUUCUGAAUAACAGUUCCGAUCUAAGAUAUAUUUUAUUGCUUACAUGUUAUAUUUAAGGUCUCCUGAAACUUUCAGUUUAAAGACAUGACGUCCCCUAAAAAUUUGGAAAACAAUAGUCCUCGUAGCACACGGCGUUAAACAUUUAUGCUAGCUUGAGACCAUAGGUACCCGUCAUUGCCCUUUUUUUCGUACUGACUAUUCAUUGCUAGUAAGCUCACGUCCUCCCAGAGAACUUUUUACUUCGGCGGAGAGCGAAGUAAAGGAUUCGCACAGCUCAGGAAUGUUUCAAAGUUGCAUCCGAAGGACCCGAAGUUGCUUCCGAAUAUCCCAAAGUUACUUUGGAAUUAGUUCGAGCAAUAGCCAUUAUGAUUUAUUCUUUCAGGGGAAAGAAAUAAUGAUGAAGAAGAAAUAAUUCUUACUUUUUGAAGAAAUAAAGAGGACUAUAAUUUUUCUAGCUUGCCCAGGGUCGGAACCUGCUUAUGUAUGACUAGUCAGAUCAGAUGAGACUCUGAAAUGAGGGAUUAGCCGAUUGCGCCACUGCGACGCAAGAUAAUUUGAGAUGUAAAAAAUAGCCAUAAGUUAUGCUUGAGGUACUUUUCGGCUUGUUUGGGGUAUUUGACGUAGUGACACCGGAUGAGUUGGAGAUAUCGCGAGAUCACUUCUAGUUCUUUCGGCUGCAACAAUAUUAGAGGGGGAGCGCAAAGUAAUGUCGUAAACUUAAGCCCCCCCCCCGCCACUUUUUCAGAUACUAAAUUUUUUUUUGACUUUGGUUACCCAGAUCUAUCACUUACACACAAACAAGGUUUAGUAAUCUGACAGUACUGAACACCCACAAACAGAGAACAGACAUGUACAAGCUUUGUCUUGUAGCUGUUGGCAAUGAGUUUGUAGCUCUUAAUGACAAUCGGAAAUAGAACUUUAGCAUCCCUCAGAGAAUCCGAGAAUCCGACUUAAAAAUGUCUGGGUGACACUAAACCGUUGUGUGUGAUGGGUUAAGCUUCAAAGUCUAUUCAUUUAAAUUUUGGGCUAACGUUGUAACUUGUUGUUUAAGUGCCGAAGUAAUAAUUAAAAAAUUCAUAUCACUAUUGGUAGUUUUAGAUGCAUUUAUAGCCAUUCCAGAAGACUUAAAUCUGAAAUUUUCCCGGGGGAAGCAUGCCCCGCACCCCCUAGUUUGCUCACGCUUACGCGUUCGCAUUGGCCCUCCCACUUGACAAUCCGCUGCGUGGGCCCUAGUCCAUUUUGUUGCCGAAGUGAGGCCGAAAUUUGUUCGUGAUAUACUUCUAUAUGAGCUCGAGUUGUUUAGUUUAUCUGAGGAAGAAAGAAAUAGUAUUUUUUGCUCGCCCUUCGGUUUGUAGUUACCUACUUAUCUUUGCCCCGUUAGUUCGCGGAGACAAGAUUGUAGCUGAGAAAAGUAAAAGAUGGUUGAUUUGUAGGUUUAUUAUUUUUUUUAAUUUGGGCGAGCAGCAAGUUAAUGUUUUGCUGCAUAACUGCCAGCAGUCAGCGUGCGACGAUUAGUUAUUUUGGGCUUAUAGGAAACGGAUUUAAACGGGCAGUCGAGUUUUGACAGUUUAAAGGCAGUGGAACUGAUGAGAUCUCGUCGUGCGCAAUUUAUUUAUGACAGAAAUUGUAAUCGAAUCGGAUUACAGCUACGGGGUCAUGCACCUAGUAGACUUCCAGUAAAGAAGUUAAGACGUCUGUAACACAAAAGGAGAAAAGUAAGGGUAUUUGUAUGGAAGGGUAUCAGGAAAAAUAUCAUUUCUUACUAUUCCUCCACAUUCACAAUUAAUCCACAACCACGACGCCGAAGUUUACGCUCCGUAGCGUCUCGUUUCUUUGUUUCUUUGCGACUUCCGAGAAGCCCCUGGGGACCAGUGGCGUUACCUCGUUUUCAGGUUGCCCUCUAUCCCAUGAGACAAGUCGAGCGCGGCGCUUGAUUGCCGUCCAUGUUGAAAGACCCAUGUGUAUCGAGUGAAUGAGCAGGAAAAAAGCUUAAAACUUUGCUUAGGAAUUAUGGCAGCUGUUGAUGGAAAUGGUUUCAAGUUGGAAGAUGAUAUUAGUGCUAAAAUAAGUGGUUUUCGCAAGGAAUAUGACAAUGAUCGUGACAGUAGAGACGAAUAUGGUAAGUCACUCUGGUCAUCGCAUUCGAUGCUAUUGGAAUGGUCUUACCUAGCCUGUAGACAGUCUUUAAAUUUUUUACAUUUAUUUCAUAAAGCAGGUAAAAUAGACAACUAUGCAGCUGAUGUGCUGAUUUGCUGGGUCUCGCUGGCUGUUUUCGAGGAUGUAAAAAUUUUUUGCAACUAUAAAUAAGUGGUACACUGAAUUGGAAGCUUACUGAAUUUUCAAGAAGUCGUUAACAGUCCCAUUUUAGUCUUUCUUGCCGUCUACAGUGCAUAUUUAAACUCGAAUUGAAAGCUAGUAAUACUGCUAAUUGGUAAAAAAUAAUUUUAAGUAAAGACGGUAUGUUGUUCAAGUAGAUGCUGGACAGCACUACACACUGUAACUUAAAAUGUUACAUGGCACACCAACAUUUUAUUGCUGAUCACAUCUUGAACAUCACAGAAAUAAUGCUUUUAUCAAAAGCUAUCAGUCUAACUUAUCAAAGUUAAAAUUGAACAAGAAGGUGGCAGUAGCACGAUGUUUGAAACCAAGUCGAGCUACUGCCGUGUAGCACGGCAAGGCUUGCCGUGCUACACGGCAGAAGCACGACUUGGUUUUAAACAUUGCGCUACUGCCGUGCUAAAGUUGAAUUUAAUUCGAUCAAUUGAGUUCGGCACAGCAGUAGCACAACGUUUGAAAUGGGCUUAAGAUGCUUUUAAAGAUCAUGCUGUUUUUAGAUUUUAAGUAUGUAGUAAUUAACCUACACUAUCUUAAUUCACAAAAGCAAUAUCACCUCCUUUUCGAAUAAACAGAAGCAAUUCCAUGGAAGUAAUCCAAUGAACUAUUUUGUUUUUUCAUUUUUCAACAACAACAACAACCAUUAUUAUUACAUGUACAUCCAAAUAGAGAAUUUUACAUUUUUUGAUAGCAAAUGGAAAGAAAAGAAGAAAUAAUACGUUCAAAAAUUGUGCAUUAUGAUAACAAGGAUUUCUAGCAGCUAAAUUAACAAACAUUUGGGUGCUAUUGCCAAGCUGUAAAAAUAUAUUUUUAACAUAGUGGUGACAGGUGAAAUAGUUGCAAAGAAAGAAAAUGCAAAAACAAAAAUAAGUUAAUAAAUAAGACGUACACACUAUACACUAUAUGGAGAAAAUAACAAUGGGCAACUGUCAAAUUUUCUAAUCAGUAGAUGUUGUUUUAGUAAGCGUGGGAAGGAUAAUUAUCAUUAAGGAGGUCUUUCCAAUUUCCAGAGGUCAACAGCUAUAGAUCGGAUUGACUGUUCUCCAAGAUACGUUCUUGUGCGUUAUUUAUAAAAGUUCUUUUUAGGGCAGAUAGUGUAUUUAAUUGUUAGUAAGUACUUGUUCAGUAUACUGAAAAUAAUUCUGAAAAAUGCUUGGCAACUCCUUUUUGUGCCAUCUGAAGGCAAAUUUAAGGGCCUGUGGCUGGUGGUGGAAUGAGUGGUUACUCCCUCUGUUUACCAUGCAUGGAAAGCACAUGGUUGAACCAAGAUGGCCAGAAGUGUUUCAGAACUUAUGUGUACAGGUUUACAAUAUUGUUUUAUUUAUUGCUGUUACUGCCAAAAAAAUUCAAACUGCAAUGCUCCAUGUACAUUGUAAAAGAUUUUGCAAACCUUACCAGGGCAAAAAAAAUAGUGUGGCUUAUCUGCUUGACACAGCUCCUUUGUAGGUUUUUACAUGUAUUUCUGUGAAAGUCACAAAACCAUGAACACCAGAAAUAUUUAUGGAAUGUUAUUGCAUUCCAAGUAAAAAGCCAUUAAGGCACAAGAAAACUAAACUGCAAAUGGCAACGGUAAUUAGUUUGUGAUAUUUAUUGAGGUUUGCUUGCAUGUUUUGAACUUUAUUGUUAUUGGCUACUUUUAUAAUCAACAUUCCUGAAAUUUUUCAGAUGUUCAUGGUUUUCUGAGUUUGACAGUAAAAUAAUGUCUCAAUAAAUUAUAAUCUCAAUGCCCACAUUGUAUUUCUCAUUGGAAUUUUUAGGUGGAGGGAGUGAUCGAUCGAGAGAUAGAGACCAAAGGCGAGAUCGUCGACGAAGGUCAAGAUCACGGUCAAGAAGCCCUAGAGAUCGCCGAAGUUAUGGCGGUGGUGGAAGAGACAGAUAUAAUCGAGGAAGGUAAGAGUUGUAGGGUGAUGCAGUUUUAUCUCUAGACCUUCUUUAUUUAUUCAAGCUUUUGCUUCCCUUGUACUCUCGUAGCAGGAUUGAAACAACCCUUACUGUUCAUGAAAUGCAUUAUCUUGAGCAUUUUAUUUUUACUUCAUUUAGAUCACCCUCUCCUCCAAGAAGAAGAAAGAAGAGGUACAGGAAUUUUAUUUUAUGACAUUAAUAAUAACUUCUUUUACUUUUUACUUUUAUACCUUUUGUGAGAAUGUACGGUGUACAUUGACAUUGUACCUGCAGGGUUGUCAAAAGUAGUCAGCUGCCAGUAAACUGCCCACUUGGUUAGUACUGAUGAUGUUUUUUUAAAUAAAAUAUCCCUUGACUGGCUGCUUGCUUUGACAACUCAGCUGUCGACUUUAAAACUUUGUGACAACCCUGACCUGUAAAUUGUUGAUGCAUGUACUGUUUUGAAGUGCUGUUUCAAUGUCCAAUGUAAAUCAGUGAUUUACAAUUUCCUUUUUCUUUGUUUAUUUUCCAGAGAAAGCUUGUGGGACAGACCUCCAAUUGGAUAUGAACAUAUGACACCAGCACAGUAUAAAGCCAUGAGAGGUGUGUUAGUUGCAUUGUGCAAUCUCUCAUUUCUAGUCUGGAAUAUAAUUUUACCUGUCAGGUCUGUCAUUUAGUUUUAAAACAGCCGUAGGAAAUGAAGAUUCACCUGUAACAUCUCGGAAAAAGUUUACAGUCUCGCCUUUAGCUUUCCACUGAUGAUCACCUGUAACAUCCAGCUAGCUUUAGCUAUAACAGAUGUCAUGGUUAGGGCCCUUAAUGACAGCUCUGUCUGUCUAAUACAUGUCAGGUAUUUCAAUAAUAGUUGAAGUAGCCAAAAGGUUUGAAUCAGAGUACCCGACUGUAUCAACAAGGGGCUGUUAAUCCAGUGCCUCUAGGGAAGUCUGAGGGCAUGCUCCCUCAGAAAAGUUUGAAAUUUUAAAGCCCUAAAAUGCCAUUUCCAGUGUUCAGGGGACUAAAUUGAGUACAAAAGAGUGUGCUUUUCAUUCAGGUCAAAUGCACAUUUGAACGAGAACAAAUUCUGUGUAAACCUCUAAAACAUUUGCAUAACAAAAGCAUAACUCAAAACCAGUGGGCCUUUACGUUUUCUUUCAGAUUUUAUGAUAUGCUUUCUGUUUACAACAUUGUAAGAACUACAUGUAGCUGCCUCUUCUUUCAGGGAGAAAAGUAGCCGACUUCUCUUAGCAAAAUAACUGACGCGUUUCGUCGGUCAUCGGUGCUUAUUGAAACCCCUGACAUGUACAUGAAGUAUUGCCUUUCCACAAAUAGUUGUUGUCUAGUGAAACUCUUAAACUGUUAAUAAAUUAUUUAAAAUCACCAAUUACAAACAGUCACGCUGUACAGUUAAUUAUAUUAAUUUUUUUCAAUUAAUGAGUUACAUUUGCAUUGUACAGGUUUAUUGCUUGGAAUGUGUUGGAUUGUGAUAGGUGUUUGUUAUUAAUAUUAUUAGUUAUACAUGUGCACGUCUGUGUUUCUUUUUAUUAUAAAUAGCGGCAGGGCAGAUUCCAGUCAAUGCAGGUGGUCCAGUACCUGGUGGAACUGUUAGUAGUUUGCCACAAGGAAGUCAGAUGACAAGACAGGCUCGAAGAUUGUAUGUUGGAAACAUACCAUUUGGAAUAACUGAGGUGGGUUAUUUUUUUAUUCAAUGUUAUUUUUGAUGCCUUCAGUUCUUGAUUCCCAGUUCUGUAACAGUGCUCUACACUUGUGCCAUGAAAAGAGAUUAUAAACUGGGUUACAUGUACAUGUGCAGACUGUGUGUGCACAGGGUAUUUAAGAAUCAACUUCAUUUCAUGAUUCUGAAACACAUGUAUAUAUAUGUUGAGGUUUAAUAGCAUGUUCCACUUUAACUAAAAAUAGAUUUUGUAACUGUAGACCACCCCCAACCCCCCUGCUUGACUCAGACACUCUGUGCAUUCUACUCAAAGGCUUUGUAUGAGCAAGAUGCAUUUCCCACAAGAAUAUUAUUCAUAAAAUUCACAAUUAAUGUUUUUAAAAGGCAUUUGACCUUUAUUGUAUCAUAUAAAAGGCAUUACUCUAAGCAAAAACCUGGUCCAAGUACAUGUAGUACACAGAGAUUUUGUUACAAAUAGUUAUGGUGAGUCCUGUCACUUAUCUUGUGAAAAAUCAUGAGUCCCAGUCCAGAACCAUUAAGUCCCAGUUCAAAAAACAAUGACUUCUAAACUGAAAAUGCUUGGGUAUAAUCUAACCAGGCAGUUACUGAAUCUGAAGACAGACUCCAAAACUCUUUCUCACAGUUUACUGAAUUAACCCAUUCGCUCCUGGAGAUUUUGCCGAAAAACGCGUUUUGAAGCUAGUCGAGUGGUUUUCUGGUCACUGUCGUGCUAUAAAGGGCUAAAACUUACCACAAACCGGUUUACAGGUGGGCAAUGGAACAAGAUUUUCAUGGAGAUUUUCAGGUCAAUGUCACAUGGUUUUUUGCUUCUUUCUCCGGUGUCCUUGACUGAAUUGUGCUCAUUCUGGUAUGGUUUGAAAGAUCUCUUCACUCUACACAAGUUAGCGAAAAAAUUUGUCCUUGACUGUUAAAACUGAUGACGUCACAAAGGGUAGAAAGGACCUGGAUCCGCACGGGAGGUUACGGGCGGUUCAGGGGCGAAUGGGUUAAAAUAUAGUCCUUCCAUUUAAACAGCAAAAAUGAGGGGACUAAAAUAAAUAUGUAUCGUUAAACAACAGCCACAUUAACAGCCACAGAAAUCACACAAAGACGAUUUUCUAGAAAGACAUCUUUGGAUCAAUCAAUCGAUUGUUAAUUUAUGUCUGAUUGUAGAGCUUGAUGAUAGAGUUCUUCAAUGCCAGAAUGCAAGAAGCAAAGUUAAACACAGCUCCUGGUAACCCAGUUAUUGCUGCACAAAUCAACUUGGAACAGAAUUUUGCCUUUAUUGAGGUACAUGUAUGGCUGUGUGUUUUGAUGGUGAUUUCAUUGACUAUGUCUCUAUUCUUGGAACGAAUACAUUGUACUAUACCCUGGUAUUAUCUUGAUUAGCCUUCUUGAUGAUACUAACCUCAUGUACCUGCAAAAUGUUUUCAGCUCCGUUCAGUUGAAGAGACUACCCAGGCAAUGGCAUUUGAUGGGAUCAUAUUAGAGGUAUUCUAAGAAUUCGUGUUAGUGUGCUGAGUGUUUUGUAGAUUGUAUGUGUUAUUGUACUGUAGUUAUUGAUGAUUUCAGGUGGUCUUUGUCCUGUCACAUCCUUCAGUUGAUUACCUGUAGGCUGCUGCACACUGUACAUUUGGUUACUGAAUUAUGAUUAAUUUAUUUUAGGGCCAGUCACUGAAGAUAAGAAGACCCAAGGACUAUCAGCCCAUUCCUGGAAUGUCAGGUAAUCUCCUAUUCAUUUUCCAAACAAGAACUUUAAAAAUAUAUUCCAUGUACACUGUACAGUUGUAUGGACAAAAGUAUAAUUAUUACAAUACUAUGUACAACUAACUACAUCUAUACAGUCAUGUAUCAUUAAUAUUUGCAUACCGUAUUAAUUAUUAUAGUUGUUGUCAACAUAAAAGAUAAAAAACAUCUACAGGUAAAGCAUAUAUGCAAUGGUUUAUUACAUGUAUGAGAACUAGAAACAUUAAGAACUUACAGUUUUAACUAAUGAGUCUACUCUGGUUUAAUUUUAUCCUUGGUUUAAAUGCAUUAAAUUCAUUAUCGUCCAUUAACAAACUCAAAAACAAGUACAUUGUAUAUAAGGAGGAGGAUGCAUAAAUUAUAGAAAUUUUACUAUUUUGUCGUACUCUGUGGAUAUCCUCAGUAAAGACUGAUUGUUUUUAAUGGGCAGCUGUACAUGUUUGUUUGUGUUGCUUUGCAGAAACAGCAACAAUUCAUGUCCCGGGUGUGGUUUCAACAGUUGUACCAGAUUCUCCUCACAAGAUUUUCAUUGGAGGAUUACCAAACUACUUAAAUGAAGAUCAGGUAAAGUUGGCAGCAUAA
Molecule: messenger RNA, 12716 nt
Organism: Porites evermanni
Lineage: Eukaryota; Metazoa; Cnidaria; Anthozoa; Scleractinia; Poritidae
Source: the annotation of a GenBank genome assembly